Messenger RNA from Temnothorax curvispinosus, 417 nucleotides. RefSeq lists its product as uncharacterized. The transcript has 2 exons. NCBI's taxonomy places the organism in Eukaryota, Metazoa, Arthropoda, Insecta, Hymenoptera, Formicidae. The record is from RefSeq and is a predicted model, not a curated record. Bases 15 to 347 code for a protein of 110 amino acids.
UUACAAUAGUAAAGAUGGGUAAAUGGGGUAAAUAUAAGAAACGUUUCCAAAAGAAAUGGUUAAUAGAACCAGAACUGAAGAAUUGGCUUGAAGAAAGCAAUGAGAUUGAUGUGUUGAAUGGCAAGCAGGAAGCAUACUGUAAACUAUGCAAAUGUUAUUUGCGUGCAAAGCAUAGUGAUCUUAUCGCCCAUAAGAAAUCUAAUAAACAUUGCGAGAAAGAGCAAGUCCUAGACAGAAGAACACAGUCUUCGAUGCGACAGCAUGGUUUAUUAUCAUAUUAUAUGAUAUUAUAUUAUAUCAUAUUAUAUGAGAUACGAAAAAAAAGCGAUAUUGGGCUACAUUGCUAGGGAAUGUGCGGAUUUUGGGCUAGCUCAGCUCGCUCUAGCGGCGGUUUCUGCGGCACACAUUCUGGCAGCC